Messenger RNA from Cyphellophora europaea CBS 101466, 867 nucleotides. RefSeq lists its product as uncharacterized. The record is from RefSeq and is a predicted model, not a curated record. Lineage: Eukaryota; Fungi; Ascomycota; Eurotiomycetes; Chaetothyriales; Cyphellophoraceae. Gene Ontology annotation, molecular function: S-adenosylmethionine-dependent methyltransferase activity. The transcript has 2 exons. Bases 1 to 867 code for a protein of 288 amino acids.
AUGGUCAUGCCCGCUUCUUAUCCGCCGGUGCGAGAUCUACCGCAGGCAGAGGUGCGUGCUGAAUUGAAACGACAUUUUGGCGACUUCCAGGGAGAAAAGUAUGCCGAUGGCUGGGCCAAACUGUGGGAGGCUGGAGACUUCCUACCAUGGGAUAGAGGCAGGCCCAGUCCUGCCUUGAUCGAUACUUUGACGAACUAUCGAUUACUCGUCGGAAGUGCGAUGUUUGAUGGCAGGCGCAAGAAAGCCCUCGUGCCGGGCUGUGGCCGCGGCGUCGACGUAUUGUUAUUGCAAAGCUUCGGGUACGAUGCAGUCGGCCUUGAAAUCAGUCAGGGAGCGGUUAAAGCCUGCCACGAGUUUGCAGAAGCCAACGAGAAUUCGUACCCGCUACGAGAUGAGGGAGCUGGUAAGGGAAGCUGCAAGUUUGUGCUUGGAGACUUCUACAAGAACGACUGGAAGAAGGAGGCAGGCUUGGCCGAGGAUGAGCAGUUUGAUCUCAUCUACGACUACACGUUCUUCUGUGCUAUGCAGCCCUCAAUGCGACCCGCCUGGGCACUGCGGAUGAGCGAGCUGCUGAAAGACAGUCCACUCGCGAAUCUCAUAUGUCUUGAGUUUCCAACCGACAAACCCGCUAAUACCGGCGGCCCACCAUUCGGUUCUCCGUCCUCUGCUUAUAUCGAACAUCUCGCGCAUCCUGGGGUUCAGGUAUCAUAUGAUGCGGAAGGCAACGUCAAGUUCAAUGCCUAUCCUGAAUAUUCACCGGGCGGGCUGGAGCGGGUAGCCUACCAUCAUCCUGAAGACACCCACGAGGCGGGCAAGGAUGAAGCCGGUAAAGUGAAGGACUACAUCUCGAUCUGGCGUCACAGAUGA